GGGAGUAGACACAGCUGGGAGGAUAAUAAGAUGCGCAUGAAUUCACAAUCUGGAAUAAAAGAUAAAGAGAAAAACAAAUGCGCGACACGGCCAGCCCGCGCGCGCCCGCGUGCGCAACUCGUGUCCCCAGCGGUUCCGUGUAAAGUUGCGCUUCUGUGCGCGCAGCGUUUUCACCUUCGGGCUCCUUCGCUUUCCUCCGCUGAUGGAGUUACAAAGUUCCUUCAGUCAACUCACAAUGGAGAGAAAAGCGCCCUUCGCCGGCUGUGGAGGCUUCCUGUGGUCAGAGUGGAUUACCAACUUCCGUAAGGAGAAGGAGCGCCACUCCAGGAUAUGAAGAUUCUUCCCAGACUUCUCCCUCCGUCACCUGCCCGUCUUGUGAAUGAGUGCCGCGUGAGCUCAGGCGGACGGACCCUCUUCGUUUGUGAGAGACAAUGUCGCUUUGAUGAAAGAACGAUCGCGCUGCUGGCUCACUAAACCCCCGAUGAGGACCUCAGGCCCCCCCUGUCAAGAGGCAGCUGUGUUUCCUUCUGCAAGCCCUCACUAAACACCCCUAACCCUCACCUCCCCCCCCCUCCCCCCAUUCAGCGCGCCACGUUAGCCAUUGGAGGAAACCCAAUGUCUGCCUACUCUUCCCCAUCCUUACCUCGAGCCGUCCUCCACUCUCUCCAUCCGCACCAACCGUCCGGGCCGCUGUACGCGCGAUUGUCCAACGGCGGUCACAGCGUCCCCAGCCCCACCAACUCCUUCCACGGGGUGUCCUUCCUGCUUCAGAUAGGACUGACCCGAGAGACCGUGAACCUGGAGACCGGUGACCUUUCGCUGUCCGCUGUCAAGGACCUGGUGUGCUCCAUAGUGGACCAGAAGUUCCCGGAGUGCGGCUUCUUCGGCAUGUACGACAAGAUCCUGCUGUUCCGCCACGACCUAAGCGACGAGAACAUCCUGCAGAGGCUGACCUCGGCGGAGGACAUCCAUGAGGGAGACCUCAUCGAGGUGGUGCUCUCUGCCCAAGCCACGGUCGAAGACUUCCAGAUCCGGCCGCAUGCCCUUUACGUCCACUCCUACAAAGCCCCCACCUUCUGCGACUACUGCGGGGAGAUGCUGUGGGGUCUCGUCCGGCAGGGGCUCAAAUGUGAAGGAUGCGGCCUGAACUACCACAAGCGCUGCGCCUUCAAGAUCCCAAAUAACUGCACCGGCGUGAGGAAGAGGCGACUGUCCAACGUCUCCCUGCCCGGACCCUGCCUCUCCGUCCCCCGGCCGGCCCCCGCCGAGAAUGCCGUGGUCGUCCAGGACGAGCAGAGGUCCCAUCAGGAGGCGGGGAAGAGGAUCCUGUCCUGGAGCGGCAGGCCUAUCUGGAUGGAGAAGAUGGUGCUGGGACGGGUCAAGGUGCCGCACACCUUCGCCAUCCACACCUACACCCGCCCCACCAUCUGCCAGUACUGCAAGCGUCUGCUCAAGGGUCUCUUUCGCCAGGGCAUGCAGUGUAAAGAUUGCAGAUUCAACUGCCACAAGCGAUGCGCUUCCAAGGUACCUCGGGACUGCUUGGGGGAGGUGGACUUCAACGGUGAGCCAGCCAGCCCCGGCCCAGACUCCGACACCACCAUGGACAACAUGGAGGUGGACAGCGGGGACCUGGAUGGCGGCAGAGGACUGGACGACCCAGAGGAACCCUCCACCCCGGAUGAGAGGAUGUUUGACAUGGAUUCUCCCUUAUUGGAUCGAGAGAAGGACGAGGAGCCCAUCAAGACUAUUAGUCCCUCCACCAGCAGCAACAUCCCUCUGAUGCGGGUGGUCCAGUCCAUCAAACACACCAAGAGGCGGAGCUCCACGGUGGUGAAGGAGGGCUGGAUGGUUCAUUAUACAAGCCGGGACAACCUGCGGAAGAGACAUUACUGGAGGCUAGACAGCAAGAGUCUGAGUCUCUUCCAGAACGACACCGGAGCCAAGUUCUACAAAGAAAUUCCCCUGUCCGAGAUCCUCCAGGUCGAACAGUCCGGAGACUACAGUAAUCUGGCCCAGGGCAGCAACCCACACUGCUUUGAGAUCAUCACGGCCACCAUGGUCUACUACGUGGGGGAGGACAACUGCAGCCGCUAUCACAGCCCGGCUCUGGCCGCCUCGGGAGUCGGGAUGGAUGUGGCUCAGGGCUGGGAGAAGGCCAUCCGACAGGCCCUGAUGCCCGUCACCCCUCAGCCCAGUGUGGCCAGUGCUGCUGGCCAGGGCAGAGACCACAAAGAGCUGUCCAUCAGCAUAUCUGUGUCAAACUGCCAGAUCCAGGAGAAUGUGGACAUUGCUUCCGUGUACCAAAUAUUCUCCGAUGAAGUGCUGGGAUCCGGCCAGUUUGGCAUCGUGUACGCAGGCAAACACAGAAAGAGCGGCAGAGAUGUGGCCAUCAAAGUUAUUGACAAGAUGAGGUUUCCUACCAAGCAGGAGAGCCAGCUAAGGAAUGAGGUGGCCAUAUUACAGAAUCUGCAUCACCCGGGCAUCGUCAACCUGGAGUGCAUGUUCGAGACGCUGGAGCGCGUGUUUGUCGUCAUGGAGAAGCUGCACGGCGACAUGCUGGAGAUGAUCCUGUCCAGCGAGAAGAGCAAACUGCCCGAACGCGUCACCAAGUUCCUGGUCACACAGAUCCUGGUGGCCUUGAGACAUCUGCACUUCAAAAACAUCGUUCACUGUGACUUGAAGCCUGAGAAUGUUCUCCUGGCCUCUGCAGAGCCUUUUCCUCAGGUGAAGCUGUGCGACUUUGGCUUCGCCCGCAUCAUCGGCGAGAAGUCGUUCCGGCGCUCGGUGGUCGGCACGCCGGCCUACCUGGCGCCGGAGGUGCUGCGGAGCAAAGGCUACAACCGCUCCCUGGACAUGUGGUCCGUGGGGGUCAUCGUGUACGUGAGCUUGAGCGGCACUUUCCCGUUCAACGAGGACGAGGACAUCAACGACCAGAUCCAGAACGCCGACUUCAUGUACCCCUCGACGCCGUGGAAGGACAUCUCCGCAGAGGCCACCGAUCUGAUCAACAAUCUUCUCCAAGUCAAGAUGAGGAAGAGGUACAGCGUUGACAAGUGUCUCAGCCAUCCCUGGUUACAGGGCUACCAGACGUGGCUGGACCUCAGGGAGUUCGAGACGCGGCGCGGCGAGCGCUACAUCACGCACGAGAGCGACGACGCGCGCUGGGAGGAGUACGCGGACGAGCGCAGUCUUCUUUACCCAAAACACUUCAUCAUGGCUCCCAACCUGGACGACAUGGAGGAGGGCCCCUAGUGGCGAACUUGCUGCACCACGUGUAUUUUUUUUU
Molecule: messenger RNA, 3286 nt
Organism: Pungitius pungitius (ninespine stickleback)
Lineage: Eukaryota; Metazoa; Chordata; Actinopteri; Perciformes; Gasterosteidae
Gene: prkd3
Product: protein kinase D3
Exons: 19
Coding region: 616-3252 (878 amino acids)
Biological process (GO): protein phosphorylation
Molecular function (GO): ATP binding; protein serine/threonine kinase activity
Source: RefSeq, a predicted model, not a curated record